AUGGCGGGCCAAAAUCAAGAUAUAAAUCUUUCUACUGUUGAUGGCUCUCAAAAAAAUGAUCAACCUCAAAAUACACAAAUGUAUCCUCCUCAAAGUGCUCAGGACACACAGCAGCAUCCUCCUCAUGAGCCUCAAGAUGCACAUUUGUAUCCUCCUCAUAAUGUUUGGGAGAAUCCACCUCAAUUAUCUUAUAAUCAGCCAUAUGAGCAAUAUAAUCCACAAUAUCAACAACCUCAACAACAAUUAAACGUUUAUGAUAAUAAUCCAUUUUAUGGUCAUUCACAGAUGCCAAGUGGUAGUAAUGGUGGUAGUGGUAUUGCGAAUACCUAUGAUCCAAAUUAUAAUCAAGGUGCAAAUGCAUAUAAUCCUAACUACAAUCCAUUUCAAAAUCAAAAUUUUAACACUUACGAUUCAACAAAUCCAUAUGCAAAUGCUUACAGUAGUAGUACUGAUAUGAAUGCUUAUUCUACUGCUACUGAAACGAAUGCUUACAGUAGUCCUGGUGAUAAUGAGAAUAAAAAUAGUAGCACUACAACACACUCUGAAACUGUUGUUGAAAAAAAAGAAAAUUCUGAUGAUAAUAAUGUAUCAGUAGGUCUUGCUGCUGCUGUGAAUCCUGGGGUUGAGACAUCUGAUCCUUCAAAGAUGAACCCCACUGAAGAACCUAAAAAGAAACAUAUACCUAGUGGGAAAAGGUUCUUUUUCAGGUUAUUCAUUCUUUUGGCUAGUGCUGGCGCUCUUGGAUUUAUUAUUGGUGCUCCGUUGUACUCAAAACAAGAAAUGCCAAAAGAAUCAAACAAAUGGGCGAUUUAUUUCGUAUAUGUUGUAUCUGGACUUUCUAUAAUAGUUUCUUUAUAUUUCCUUGUACUUUAUUGUUUUCGUCGCUAUACUGAAGCUAGGAAGAUACCAAGAAUUCUAUUACAUCUGAUUGAUUUUGUGUUUGCUGCAAGCUUCGGUGUUUUGAUGGUUUUCAUGAUUAAGGAUUUCACAUGCCCUAUUGGUGGUCGUGGGGGAUG
Racocetra persica is the source of this 1016-nucleotide messenger RNA. Lineage: Eukaryota; Fungi; Glomeromycota; Glomeromycetes; Diversisporales; Gigasporaceae. The record is from the annotation of a GenBank genome assembly.